AUGGGCGAUGAUCGCAGUUACCGCAUGCUAGUUUUGCUCGAGGAUGUCGUGGAAGAAGAUACGAAAGGAGACGAUUCAACCGGAGAAUCGCAGAAAGCCGAAGUUCCCAAGGCUACACACGAGUUCGUGGACGAGCUGAUAUUGCCGUUUGAGAUUGAAGAUAUGGAUAAACUUAAUAAGUGGUUCGACAAGUUCGACGCCGAAAUUUGCAUUCCCAACGAAGGGUUCAUAAAGUACGAGAUCAGCAGCGAUGGGCUGGUGGUGCUACUGCUAGAUCGCACAAGGGAGAAAGUAGCAAGCCAGGUUCGCGCCUUCGUGCAAGGUACAAAGAUCGAAGGCUCCGAUGACGAGGAUGAGCCCUCGAUCUAA
Molecule: messenger RNA, 369 nt
Organism: Lachancea meyersii CBS 8951
Lineage: Eukaryota; Fungi; Ascomycota; Saccharomycetes; Saccharomycetales; Saccharomycetaceae
Source: the annotation of a GenBank genome assembly